Molecule: messenger RNA, 2058 nt
Organism: Carassius carassius (crucian carp)
Lineage: Eukaryota; Metazoa; Chordata; Actinopteri; Cypriniformes; Cyprinidae
Gene: nr1h4
Product: nuclear receptor subfamily 1, group H, member 4
Exons: 10
Coding region: 277-1728 (483 amino acids)
Biological process (GO): cell differentiation; negative regulation of inflammatory response; positive regulation of transcription by RNA polymerase II
Molecular function (GO): RNA polymerase II cis-regulatory region sequence-specific DNA binding; nuclear receptor activity; bile acid binding
Source: RefSeq, a predicted model, not a curated record
CCAAAGUUUGAAGCUGAUGGGAGAGGGAGGAACUUCUAGUACUCAUGAAGAGAAACAGAUAGAUAGUUUAAUUAAUAACCACUGUCCCGUUUCCCCAUGACCCCAUCCACUCUGUCUAGCUGCUACACUUAUUCCCAAAUACUGAUGGCUUCAAAUAUCAAGACACGACCCAGGAGCAUGCAGCGUCUGUUAGAGUAAUAGGAUUAACCCCAUCAUUCACUUCCAUCCUGAACCGAGGGAUCUUUGGACUCCAAGACUUAACACACAGACUUCUGAAUGAAUGAGUGGGUGGGCCAUGACGUCAAUGUGGUGGGACCUUUACAGAUCCCACCCAGUGAUGUGUUCCCCCUAUCAGAAAGCUCACAUUUUUUUGAUAUUCUGGCAGAGCAGAACAGUCCAUUGCUACAGGACCAGGAGGUCAUGUCCUUCAAUAGCUAUCCCAGCAUGCAGUACACCUCGGUGGAGUCCUCCAUUUCAUCACCAUCAUAUUACUCCAGUCAGCACUGCUACCCACAGUACACUGGGGAGGAGUGGUACUCUCCAUCCACCGUGUUUGAGAUGAGGAAAGGACCGUUGGAGGGAGGCUUUGAUAAUAUACUGGACGAGUCUUGCUCUGUCGUCCCGACUGUGUGUAAAAGAUCCAGACACGCAGCCCACUCCGGAAGGAGCAAAGGCGAGGAAUUGUGUGUGGUCUGUGGAGAUAAAGCAUCAGGAUAUCACUACAAUGCACUUACAUGUGAAGGAUGUAAAGGUUUCUUCAGGAGGAGUAUUACAAAGAAUGCUGUAUAUAAAUGUAAGAGUGGAGGAAACUGUGAGAUGGACAUGUACAUGCGCAGGAAAUGCCAAGAGUGUCGACUCAGAAAGUGCAAAGAGAUGGGCAUGCUGGCAGAAUGCUUAUUAACUGAAAUCCAGUGCAAAUCCAAAAGGCUGAGGAAAAACACAAAAGCCUCAUCUGACGAAAGUAUAGGGGAUGAUGUUGGUGAUAGUAGAGAUGCUAAACAAAUUGUAUCUACCACUAAACCCUCUAAGGAGAAUAUAGAACUGAGCCAAGACCAACAGGCUUUAAUAAGUUAUAUAGUCGAUGCUUACAACAAACAUCGCAUUCCUCAGGAUAUGGCGAAAAAACUGCUACAAGAGCAAUUUAAUGCAGAAGAAAACUUCCUUCUACUGACCGAAAUGGCAACUAGUCACGUUCAAGUGCUGGUUGAGUUCACAAAAAAUAUACCAGGUUUUCAGUCUCUGGAUCAUGAAGAUCAGAUCGCUUUAUUAAAAGGUUCCGCUGUAGAGGCAAUGUUCCUGCGAUCAGCCCAGGUUUUCUCCAAGAAACUGCCCAAUGGACACACAGAGGUGCUGGAGGACAGGAUCAGAAGGAGUGGCAUAUCUGAGGAGUUUAUCACACCCAUGUUUAACUUCUAUAAAAGCAUCGGGGAGCUGCAGAUGAUGCAAGAGGAACAUGCUCUCCUCACUGCUAUCACAAUCCUCUCACCAGACAGACCAUAUGUUAAGGACCAGCAGGCAGUGGAGCGCCUGCAGGAGCCUAUGUUGGAGGUGCUGAGGAAGGUCUGUAAACUACAGCACCCCCACGAGCCCCAGCACUUUGCACGGCUUCUCGGUCGUCUGACUGAGCUUCGCACCCUCAACCACCACCACGCAGAAAUGCUGGAGUCAUGGCGCAUGAGCGACCACAAGUUCACCCCCCUCCUCUGUGAGAUCUGGGACGUUCAGUGACUUAAGUGACUCUUCCACAUUCAGAGAAAGAGAAAAUUUACAAAAAUUGGCACUUGAAAGAGAAAUGCUAUAGACUUUAACUAAGCUGCCAAAGAGAGGAGUUUACACACUUUUCAGUGAAGUGGACUGUUAAAGUAUGUAAUAUAAAUGUAAUAUUUUGUCAAACUUCAAGUAAAACAGGAAAAAAGAAGAUUUUAAGACAUUAUCAGCUCUUCAAGAAAAGAUUGAUAUUGUAAUGCCUUUGUAAAUGUUUACCUGGCCUUUGCAACUUGGCACCUUGGUUUGUUUUAAAAUCUGAUUUAAUUUAUCAGAGGACUUUGUGGCUUUUUA